Molecule: messenger RNA, 1557 nt
Organism: Myotis davidii
Lineage: Eukaryota; Metazoa; Chordata; Mammalia; Chiroptera; Vespertilionidae
Gene: TMEM225B
Exons: 6
Coding region: 568-1191 (207 amino acids)
Biological process (GO): negative regulation of phosphatase activity
Source: RefSeq, a predicted model, not a curated record
CCCCGGAGCCCAGGGACCGGGUCCAGCCGUGGACCCCCGCGCCACUCUCCCUGCCGGCACGGAGCCGCACUGCUGCGCGAACGAGGGGAGGACACUUCCAAGGCGACCGGGAGGCCCCAAUGCGAGCCAGCCUCCUGGGGCUGCGCGGGCGCCGGAACCCUGUUGUCAGGGGCUCUAAGCGCCCCGGGAAACCAGAAGUUGGCAACGAGCUCGCGCACCUUCGUUAUUUUUCCCUCCGGAAGUUGAGAUGCCCUCUGCUCCCAGGGGUUCAGGUUGCGACCUCUGACCCCGGGUCCGGGAGGAAGUACUGCUAGUGGCCGAGGAACCAGGGGUGGAGUGGACAGGGCCGCCCCCAGCCUCUCCCCAACGGCGGGAGGCGCCGAGUCCCCCGCGGACCCGGGAGAAGAGCCAAGGGCUUGUCUGCUCUUGGGGCUCAGAUGGUGGUUACAUGUUAUCACGGCCUGACAGUUUUAGCCAAGAAAGUAACAGCAGCGACACCCGCGGCUUGAGCAGAGUGGCUCUGCCACCGGUUCCCGAAACGCGCCCGCGGCGUCAGCUCCCUUCUGUAUGAGAUGUGGGAUCACUAGGCCGCACCGCAUUCUGGUCCUCACCUGCACGGUCACCGGGUCGGCCCUCCUGUGGUGGGCCUUCAGCCUGUCCACCUGGGCGAAGGUGGACGUCCCCGACAGCCCCCAGGUCCUGUUCAGCGCCCUGUUUGCCAUCUGCAGCCAGGAGGUCAGGUGCUGGGUUCCUCCAUCCAGGUCAUACUGCUUCACAUUUGGUCGAAUUUUCAUGAUCAGCGCCCUUCUUCUCUCCUUCUUCCUGAACAUCACACUCCUGGCCUUCCCUCAGGCCCUUCCCGAUACCUGGAAACAGUCCUUUGUCUUCACCAUCACCUGCUUUAUCGUAGGUGUCUGUGUGCUCCUCGCGUUGCUGCUGCACUCUCUGUAUAUUUGGAAAGUAACUGACAUAUUCAAGGAAGCGAAAGUCACCUUUCUCUACCCCUCUUUCGUCCUCUCCGUCAGCAUCACGCUGUUCUUCUUGUCUGGAAUUCUCUGCUUCGUCAGCGCCCACCACUGUUGGUUUCAGUGUGUUGUGCAGCGGCCGAUUCAGGUGAAACCCAUGCAAACACCCAUGGCCAGUCCUUGCCCUGUAGCCGUCACCGAGACCAGACCGGGUGGAGGCAGCUAGCCUGCCCUCCGUGCGAGCGGGCUAACCUGGAAACCUCCUGUCUAGCCUGCACCUCGAGACUUCCCAGCUCCACACUCUGUGGAAGAUGAAGAGCUGGCCCACUCCUGGCCAUCGUUCUGAUGAGGAUUAGGAUUCCGGGCACUUGGGUUUUCACGAGAGAGAAGACACAGUCGGGGCUGGGGAGUGAUGGUCUGCUUCGGGUCUCAAAGACUUGGAAUGAAAACCUCCUCUCACCUUGGACCUGACCAAGGCCCACCCCAUCAUCUCAGUGUUUCCUGUGUCCUGCAAGGCGUGUCCUAACAGCGAGAAGCUCUUUCUCCACCCGUGUGGCCUGAGUUUUGAUAUAAAUUCUCUGCCCUCUGGUAA